GGUGGAAGCUUUCUGCAGGUAAAACUACUGUAAAGUGUAAUUUAUUGUAAAACGUGAGUUUUGAUGCUUUUAUGAUCAGCAUUGAAGGUAUUUCGGCAGACAGGUAGUUUUUGGAGAAAUUUUAAAUGGAGAAAGAGAAAAAAUGCGAUUCUGUACAAAAAAAGAGUUUGAAGGAUGUGAAAGAAGAAAAGGAACAGAAAAAAACUAAAAAGAAUAAGAAAGACAAGAAAACGUGCAACGAUGAUGAAAAAAUUGUAAAGAAAAGGAAGAAAUCUAAAAAGGAGAAGAAAAUACCACAUGUUGAUAGUGAAACUUCUCUGUCAGAUGUAGAGGAACUCUCAAAUAAGUCACACAAAACUAAAACUAAAGUUGGAGAAAGUUCAUACAAAUCUAAACAAUUCAGUAAUCAUGAAACAAGUAAUGGCACUACAAGUACAGUGGAAUCUCGAAGUAGCAGUAGAAAUGACUCCCAGAUAAAAGAUAAUACCUUAGGAAUAAUUUCUUCUAAUUCCGAAUCAGUUAACUAUCAAGAUGACAUUUUAUCCCCGCAGCUAUCGAUAGAAGAUGAACUCAAUCUCGAAGAGCUUAUGAAGCAAAAAAUGCUUUUACAGGCACGAAUAGUAGCCUGCUCUUCUGAUAAUAGCGAUAGCGAAGAAUCUUCUAAACACAAAAGAGAAAAAGAAGUUACAUGUGAUAAAAACGUUGAUAUAAAACAUGCAUCACGUAAAAGAUCUCGAAAAGAUUAUGAAACACAAAACAGAAAACGGUCAAAGCACAGAUCAUCAAAAGAAUUAUCUCCACAUAUCGCCUGCUCUUCUGAUAAAAGUGAUAGCGAAGAAUCUUCUAAACACAGAAGAGAAAAGGAUGUUACACGUGAUAAAAACGUUGAUAUAAAACAUGAAUCACGUAAAAGAUCCCGAAAAGAUUAUGAAACACAAAACAGAAAACGGUCAAAGCACAGAUCUUCAAAAGAAUUAUCUCCACAUACUGAAAGGCAUAAACGUACUGAAGAAAAUUUAAGAGAGAGUAAAAGAGAAGUAGAGAAGAGAUUAGAUGAAAAAGAUCUUGAACGUAAAGAUAGAUACCGCAAAGAAAGAAGGAGAACGGACAGUGAAAGAGAAAAGGAAUUGGGAAGGGAAAAGGAACGGGAUCGAGAGCGGGAACGAGAGCGGGAACGCGAGCGUGAACGAGAGCGAGAUCGGGAACGGGAACGUGAGCGUGAACGGGUACGAGAAAAAGAACGGGAACGAGAAAAAGAACGGGAACGAGAAAAAGAACGGGAGCGAGAAAAAGAACGAGAACGUGAAAAAGAAAGAGAUAGGCUACGCGAACGUGAACGAAGAGAAAUUCAACGUGAGCGGCAAAGAGAUAGAGAUCGCCACUCCUCAGAACUUAGGAGAAGAGAACGAGAAGUUGUGAGAAGUAAUCGAGAUAGAUCACGGUCACGAGGCCGUCGCUAUUCCGAUCGCGAUAGGCGUUCUCGGGAAAGAAGCCAGGACCAACAUAGAUCGUAUGGUCAUUCGCGGGAUACAAGUCAUAAAACAAUACAAAAAGAGAGGCUUAGAGAUUCUACCAGUAAAGUUUCACAUAUAAUUCCAAGUUCCAGCGAAGAAGAGCUUGACAUUUCUAUGAAUACUGAUGAUGAAGAAAAUGAAGAACAAAUUAUAGAAAAGCGAAGAAAGCAGAGGGAAUUACUUCUCCAGCGUUUAGGUGAAAAUAAUAAUAAUGGCAAAAACAAAGAUGAAGAUAAAUCUGGUAAAUGUAAUAAAUUACCCACAAAUAACUCUAAUAAAGCCACUGCAAGCACUGAGACUAUAUUAACUAGUGAGUUGCAAUCAAAAAAAUUACCAGCGGAUAAACUACAUACAAAAGGUGAUAAUAAAAGUCCUACAAAAGAAGAUAAUGAAGAUUUAGAAAAUACCGAAGAAGAUAAUUUGGGCAUACCCAUCAAAAAAAGUGAAUGGGAUAUGUUUGCUGAUCAGGACACCUUCGCCAGCGUUGGAACUCCCACAGCAAGUAAAUCAAGGGCUAGAUUGGCACAUGAUAAUCCAUCACUCACAGAUAAUUGGGAUGAUGCAGAAGGAUAUUAUCGUGUUCGAAUAGGUGAGAUCCUUGAUAACCGAUAUUCAGUAUAUGGAUACACUGGACAAGGUGUGUUUUCAAAUGUAAUCCGCGCACGAGAUCAAGCGAAAAGUAAUACUGAUGUCGCGGUGAAAAUAAUGAGAAACAAUGAGAUAAUGCACAAAACUGGAUUAAGAGAGUUGGAAAUAUUGAAACGACUGAAUGAUGCUGAUCCUGAAGACAAGUUCCACUGCUUACGUCUAUUUAGACACUUCUUCCACAUGCGUCACUUAUGUAUGGUCCUUGAACCACUGUCCAUGAACUUGAGAGAAGUACUUAAGAAAUAUGGCAAGAAUAGUGGUAUACACAUAAAAGCAGUCAGAAGUUACACUCAGCAGAUACUACUUGCAUUGAAAUUACUUAAGAAAACUGGAAUAUUACAUGCAGAUAUCAAACCGGACAAUAUUCUUGUCAAUGAAAGCAAAUUACUACUCAAACUAUGUGACUUUGGGUCUGCAUCACAAGCAUCGGACAAUGAAAUAACUCCAUACUUGGUAUCAAGAUUUUAUAGGCCACCAGAAAUUAUCUUGGGUGUUCCAUAUGACCAUGGCAUAGAUAUGUGGUCAACAGCAUGCACAAUCUAUGAAUUAUCAACGGGCAAAAUAAUGUUUGUCGGUAAAUCAAAUAAUGAAAUGCUUAAAUAUUUUAUGGACCUAAAAGGAAAAAUACCAAAUCGUAUUAUAAAAAAAGGUCAUUUUAAGGAACAACAUUUUGAUGCUAACUGUAACUUCCUCUAUCACGAAUUGGACAAAAUAACAGAAAAGGAAAAGGUUGUUGUGAAGACAAGUAUAAAACCAACUCGAGAUUUACUUGCGGAGCUAGCUCCGUCGCUUAAUCGUCUCCCACCUUCAGAAGCUAAAAAAAUGACUCAACUAAAAGAUUUGCUCGAAAGAAUGCUAAUGAUUGACCCUACAAAGCGUGCCUCAGUUAACCACUGCCUCACACAUCCAUUUAUUCAAGAGAAAAUUGUAUAAUACUGUGUUAUUUCAACAUUACCGCCUUUAUAACCUUCAGAAGAGUAGAUAUAAAAAAAAACAAUAAUACAGAAAAUUACCCGAAACAAAAGACUGUUUUAAGUAAUAUAUUUAAAUUUAUAUAAAAAUAUUCCGUGUUGAAAGGCAUAUCAAAAAAAAUCAAUACUUUUGAAGAGUCCAGCUGUGAAUACUUGAGAAUUCAUAAAAUAUGGGAGAGAAAUGCUUCACAGUAUUAGUGAAGCGCUAUUAUAUAUUAUAUUAUAUUGUCAAUAUUAUAUUAUCUUAUAUUUAUAAAAUAUGGCAAAAUUAACGACUCAUUACUCCACUUUGAUGACUAUAGUUGCUGCUAUCUUAUUCUGCACAUGACCACCUGCACCCACGGGCCAUACUGAAUUAACCUCUUGAUGUGAUGAUUAUUAUAUGUUCUUAUGUUUCUAGUUUUAAUAUUUAUCGUUCUGUUAGCCAGCCUUAUAUAUAUAUGUGUAUAUAUAUUUUAAAAUUUCAUAUAAAGUAUACAUAUAUUAAAUAAAGACUAAGUUAUAUAAAUUAAUAGUCGUAAGUACAGUAUAUAAAGAUGUAAAACACAUCACUGAGUAAACUCUAUGAAAUGAGAAGAAACUUCAUGUUUGGCGAAGUCAUAGGUUUUGUCUGAUCCAUGCCCAAAAAAGGAAAAGUGAGCUGUUUCGUGCUGCAGUAAAGGUGAUUCAAAAAGAAAUAAAUUUUGAAUUUGGU
Messenger RNA from Leptidea sinapis, 3827 nucleotides. It is a transcript of the gene Prp4k, whose product is annotated as serine/threonine-protein kinase PRP4 homolog. NCBI's taxonomy places the organism in Eukaryota, Metazoa, Arthropoda, Insecta, Lepidoptera, Pieridae. The record is from RefSeq and is a predicted model, not a curated record. Gene Ontology annotation, molecular function: protein serine/threonine kinase activity; ATP binding. The coding region runs from base 126 to 3095 and encodes 989 amino acids. Gene Ontology annotation, biological process: peptidyl-threonine phosphorylation; peptidyl-serine phosphorylation; mRNA cis splicing, via spliceosome. The transcript has 10 exons.